CCCUGCGAUCUACCACAGUCAGCACAAACGGCGCUGCUGACCUCUCCGCCACCGCGAAUCAGGCGACUACAGCCACUGGCCAGAGCCUCACGCCAAGCCUGGAAUCCAUUUACGUGCCCGCCACCCUGGUUGCCGAGGCCUACGCUGUCGCCUCCAGUGCAAUGGCUGCUAGC
Dibothriocephalus latus is the source of this 173-nucleotide messenger RNA. Lineage: Eukaryota; Metazoa; Platyhelminthes; Cestoda; Diphyllobothriidea; Diphyllobothriidae. The record is from the annotation of a GenBank genome assembly.